Rhinichthys klamathensis goyatoka is the source of this 1081-nucleotide messenger RNA. It is a transcript of the gene fth1a, whose product is annotated as ferritin, heavy polypeptide 1a. Gene Ontology annotation, cellular component: cytoplasm. NCBI's taxonomy places the organism in Eukaryota, Metazoa, Chordata, Actinopteri, Cypriniformes, Leuciscidae. The record is from RefSeq and is a predicted model, not a curated record. The coding region runs from base 267 to 800 and encodes 177 amino acids. Gene Ontology annotation, biological process: iron ion transport; intracellular iron ion homeostasis. The transcript has 5 exons. Gene Ontology annotation, molecular function: ferrous iron binding; ferric iron binding.
AGCACUUGACUUCAUAAUCGUUUCAGCCAGCCACGAGGACAGACUGAAGGUUACCUGCUUCAACAGUGCUUGAACGGCAACCGAAUUUCUGUCUUUUCGCUUUUCCAUUAACCAAAUUCUUUGAUUCCAGUAAUUUUGUUUUCGGUCAAAAUCGAAAAUUUGGUUUUAAGACGCUUGCUUUAAAAAGGAAAUCUACGCGAACCAGCGUCGUUGACCAUCUUUGCGUAUAAUACCAUUUAAAAGCAGUACAAACUACUAAAAGAAACAUGACCUCUCAGGUGCGACAGAACUUCGAGGAGGCCUGCGAGGCGGCCAUCAACCGUCAGAUCAACAUGGAGCUGUAUGCGUCCUACGUCUACCUUUCUAUGUCAUACUACUUCGACCGAGAUGAUCAGGCUCUGAACAACUUUGCAAAGUUUUUCCGCCAUCAGUCCCAAGAAGAGCGCGAACAUGCUGAGAAACUGAUGAAGUUUCAGAACCAGAGGGGAGGGAGGAUCUUUCUGCAGGACGUGAAGAAACCGGAAAAGGAUGAGUGGGGAAGUGGCGUGGAAGCGCUGGAAUGUGCCCUGCAGCUCGAGAAGAGUGUCAAUCACUCCCUCCUGGAGCUGCAUAAACUGUCCUCCCAGCACAACGACCCACACAUGUGCGAUUUCAUUGAGACACACUACUUGGACGAGCAGGUGAAGUCCAUCAAAGAACUGGGCGACUGGGUGACCAACCUGCGCCGCAUGGGCGCCCCCCAAAACGGCAUGGCAGAGUACAUGUUCGACAAGCUCACACUGGGCAAGGAGAGCAGCUAAACGCUCUGUCCAAUUCCUUUGCUGAUUAGUUUUGCUCUAUGCCCUACAUGCCAUCAACUUUUUUUUAUGUUGUUUGACUGACUGGUCAACCUGUGUGUCCAGUUAUUUAAGCAAAAAAACCUCUAAGCUUGUUUUGCUCCAUAAUGCUUUGGUGUUUAAAGUUGCACGUCUCAUAAGCCAUUGCUGUCUAUAUCUGUCUCCUACCUGCAUGUGCUGUGUGAUCUGUCAAUGAAAUUAUGCUCCAUAUCAAUAAAACAGAAACCUCUGGGAUCUCAACUUGA